AUGUCUGAGGGCCAGAAGGGCGUGGCCCCUGUCCCGGAGGGCGAGACUUUUAACCCUGACUAUUCGAAUCCGUGGCUGUAUCUUGAGAACCGCGCGGUGAUUAUUGCUGGCCUUGUCUUUUGUACGACGUGCCUGGCAUUGCGGGUUUAUACCAAGGCUGCCCUGCUGAACAAGCUGGGCUGGGAUGAUGUGUCAAUAGUAGGUGCUUGGGUCUUCUCCAUAGCAACUCAAGCCGUGUGUCUCUAUGGAUACACACACGGCGGCCUCGGCAUACACCUUUGGAAUGUCACGCCGCAGGUGUUCCUGGAAUACCAAAAGACCGUCUUCGUCGCCGGCAUCGUCUACGUCCCCGCCCUAGCCCUCGCCAAAGCCUCCCUCAUCAUAAUCUACUACCGCAUCGUCGCCCAGCGAAGAUUCUACCGAUACUGUCUGUACGUCAUCGCGGCCGUGGUCGUAGGCUACAGUGUGGCCAUUGCCUUUGCGCUGAUAUUCGCGUGCAAACCGAUUGCGAGGGCGUGGAACACGAGUAUUGAUGGGACGUGUAUUGACCAGAAGGGCCUAUACACUGCGACGGCGGUCACGAAUACGGUUACCGAUGUGGCGUUGCUGAUUGUGCCUCUGCCCGUUUUGGCCAGCUUGAAUAUGCCGACGAUUCAGAAGGUUGGGUUGUUUUUUAUGUUUGUUGUUGGUUGCGCAACCGUGAUAACAAGUAUCAUCCGCCUGGUCACCCUCUUCCCCUUCCUACAGUCCUCCGACCCAACAUACCGCAUCGCCUGGACAGAUAUCUGGAUCAACGUCGAAUCAAACUUCAUAAUCAUCUGCCCAUGCCUCCCCUUCCUCCGACACUUCCUCCGCCGCUACGCCCCCAAGCUCAUCGGCGAGAACUCAUCCGCUGCGCGCUACUUCAAGAACUACGCCAGCUACGGCAAGACAGGCGGAAACACGACGCUGCGGUCGUGGCGGCGGCCGAGGGGCGAGCAUACGGUGCUUACUGACGAGGUGGAACUUGCGGAGAAUGGCGACGAGAUGGCGGAUUCGCAUUCUGCUUCUGGUGCGGGAGGCGUGAGGAUUUUCAAGGAGGUGCAGUGGGAUGUUACGGAGGAGAGGAGCGACAGGGUUUCGGAUCCUGAUGGUGUCAGGGAGGAGAAUGUACGGCAUGUUGCGCCGGGGGUGUAG
Aspergillus puulaauensis is the source of this 1176-nucleotide messenger RNA. RefSeq lists its product as uncharacterized. NCBI's taxonomy places the organism in Eukaryota, Fungi, Ascomycota, Eurotiomycetes, Eurotiales, Aspergillaceae. The transcript is spliced from 7 exons. The record is from RefSeq and is a predicted model, not a curated record. The coding region runs from base 1 to 1176 and encodes 391 amino acids.